AAGAACUCGACAAAAAUGACGGUAAAGAAGCGACCGUCGGACUUGACGAGUCUGGAGCGAUUUAACUUGUACUACCGGGAGAAGGAACCGCCCAUGACCACUGGACAGAAGUUCCGGAGGUUCAUAUGGAACCCGAAGACGAGGCAGUUCUGCGGCAGGACCGGGUCGAGCUGGUCUAAAAUCGCCCUAUUCUACUUCAUCUUCUACGCCGCGCUGGCUAUACUGGUAGCCAUAUGCAUGUGGACAUUUCUUCAACUCCUGGACGCGAGGCAGCCAAAAUGGCAACUGGAAAAUUCCAUAAUUGGCACCAAUCCUGGCCUUGGCUUCCGUCCGAUGCCACCAGAGGUCGCCAGCAGUGUGGUUUGGUAUAGAGGAAACGACCCCCGUAGUUAUCAAUAUUGGGUUCAAGAACUUUCCAGUUUCCUGCAAAAGUACAAACGAGACGCGAAUAAAUCUGGCGCAGGUCAGAACAUUCACAAUUGCGAUUUCAAACUGCCCCCACCAGCUGGUAAAGUCUGCGAUGUCGAUGUUAGCCUUUGUAGUCCCUGUGUGGAGGACAAUGGGUUCGCAUACCAUAAAUCCACACCAUGCAUCUUCCUCAAACUGAACAAGAUAUAUGGUUGGAAACCAGAAUUCUAUAACAGUUCCGAUAAUCUCCCAUCAGCUAUGCCUGACGAUUUGAAGGAACACAUCAAAAAUAUGACGGCGUAUAAUAAGAAUUAUCUAAACAUGGUGUGGGUUUCGUGUCAAGGAGAGAAUCCAGCGGAUAGAGAGAAUAUUGGACCCAUCCAAUAUUUGCCCUACCGAGGAUUCCCUGGAUAUUACUUCCCCUACACCAAUCAAGAAGGCUACCUCAGUCCUCUAGUCGCAGUUCAUUUGCAGAGACCUAAAACGGGUAUGCUGAUCAACAUCGAGUGUCGUGCGUGGGCGCACAACAUCAAAUACGACAGGCACGAAGGAAUCGGUUCAGUUCACAUUGAAAUCAUGGUUGAAUAACACCAUCGCAUUAGGCGUAUUAACAUACGUGUUUAGUCAAAACGUUGUUAUUCAGUUCUCAUAUCUUCCAAUGCCAAAUGAGUUCCACUUAAGAAAUACAACUGAAUUUGUAGUAUGUUUGUAGUGAUCGUUCUUUUAUUGUAUGAAAAACGAUUUAGUGUUUAAUUUAUUAAUAAAAUACGAUUGAGUUUGUUUAUUA
Molecule: messenger RNA, 1195 nt
Organism: Melitaea cinxia (Glanville fritillary)
Lineage: Eukaryota; Metazoa; Arthropoda; Insecta; Lepidoptera; Nymphalidae
Product: sodium/potassium-transporting ATPase subunit beta-2-like
Exons: 5
Coding region: 16-996 (326 amino acids)
Biological process (GO): intracellular potassium ion homeostasis; sodium ion export across plasma membrane; potassium ion import across plasma membrane
Cellular component (GO): sodium:potassium-exchanging ATPase complex
Molecular function (GO): ATPase activator activity
Source: RefSeq, a predicted model, not a curated record